Messenger RNA from Stegodyphus dumicola, 1302 nucleotides. It is a transcript of the gene tll, whose product is annotated as nuclear receptor subfamily 2 group E member tailless. Lineage: Eukaryota; Metazoa; Arthropoda; Arachnida; Araneae; Eresidae. Gene Ontology annotation, molecular function: zinc ion binding; DNA-binding transcription factor activity; sequence-specific DNA binding. Gene Ontology annotation, biological process: regulation of DNA-templated transcription. The record is from RefSeq and is a predicted model, not a curated record.
UAGCGAGUUCUACACAAUAGCGAACGUUCUAGUGGAUAUCAACAUUGCUCAUGAAAUCCAGAUUUGCGUUGAAAAUAAUGAGUGGUGACGCCAUGACUAACAUGAGCAGAAAAUCACCUCCAGCCACUACAUCAAGUCGUAUAUUAUUUGAUGUCCCUUGCAAAGUGUGCAGAGAUCAUUCAUCUGGUAAACAUUACGGAAUUUUUGCUUGCGAUGGAUGCGCUGGGUUUUUUAAGAGAUCAAUUCGCAAAAGUCGUCAGUACCCUUGCAAAGGUCAAGGUGAAACUCUCAAUAAAUGUCCAAUUGACAAAACGCACAGAAACCAAUGUCGUUCCUGCAGACUUAGAAAAUGUUUAGCGGCCGGCAUGAAUAAAGACGCAGUACAGCACGAAAGAGGACCUCGCAAUUCCACACUCCGUCGCCAGAUGGCGACAAUAAAAGAUUACAGGUCACACGAUACAGUAUCACCACCUAGCUUCCCACCACCUAUAUACUCACAUGUGUCGCCAGUCUGCAACAUAUUAGCAUCUGACAGUAGAGGUUCCCCUUGUCCUAUGACCUCUAGGUCUCCUGUUUUGAACACUAUCACGGCUUUUAGUAUGAUGAGGCUACAAGCUCCACUUUGUCAUCCUAUAGCAAAGUAUCCUCCUUCAACGAUGGUCUUCCCCUCGAGUUUGCUCAAUCCAGAAAUAAUUUGCGAAUCAGCAGCGCGGGUGCUUUUCCAUAACGUCCAGUGGGCCAGAAGCGUACCCGCCUUUGUUAAUCUACCAUUCAGAGAUCAGUUGCUGCUAUUGGAAGAAGGCUGGAGAGAUCUUUUCAUAUUAAGUUUUUCUCAGUAUAAUUUACCGGUUGAAGCAGGACCUUUAUUAGCUGCCGCAGGUAUCAAUUCUGAAUCUGAAUCUUCCCAGAAGAUGAUGACUAUCAUGACCGAGAUAACGGCUUUCCAAGAAAUUAUCUCAAAAUUUAAACAGAUAAAUCUUGAUCCCACAGAGUUCAUGCUUUUGAAGGUUCUCGUUUUAUUCAAACCAAAUCUUACUUCUGGUGCAACUACGACUCGAGGUCUUCAGGAUAACAGCACUGUGUCGUCUAUUCAAGACCAAACUAAUAUUUCUCUUAGUAACUACAUCCAGAGGACCUACCCAUUGGAUCCCUCCCGAUUUGGAAGGCUCCUGCUCUUGCUACCACUCUUGAGAGAUGUUAGUAGCAACACAAUUGAAGAACUCUUUUUCAGAAAAACUAUAGGUGCCAUCACCAUUGAAAGACUUCUGAGUGAUAUGUACAAAAGUGGAGAAUUCUGAAAGA